AUUCGAAACAAAAAGUGCCAACUAGAUGCCAGGAGUUUUCACGUGUCACUUGAUCACUUUCCUCGACUUUCGGAAAUGGCGGCUAGUUUGGGAUACAAUGAUUCGGAUGUUGUAAUUGUUGCAGCCGGAAGAACGCCAAUAGGAAACUUAAAUGGUUGUAUUAGCUCUCUUAAAGCGCAUGAACUUGGCGCCUUGGUCAUUCGAGAAGUUUUGGCGCACGUUAAGAUCUCCCCAGCCGACGUGGCUGAGGUGAUUAUGGGACAGGUUUGCACUGCUGGUGUGUAUUGAAGAUAUAAUCUCUUAUUUAUCAAAUUGCAGUUCUUUUGUGGCUUGGAGGAUGUAACUUUGUCCAUUAUAUGUUCGUUCAGAUUUGCAAAUUACCCACUCCACCCCACCACCCCCAACCAGGCGCUCAGGAAAUAGGUGGGGGGGGAGGGUUACGAGAAGAACUUGUAAAUAAAAUAAAAAUAAAAAAUAAUAAAAUAAAAAAGGGUCAGGGUGGGGUAAGAUGGGCUAUAGGACUCUCAGUUUUAAAAAAAAGAUGACUGUCAGACAAAAGUUUGCUUAAAAUUUCAAAUGAUGAACAGAGUUAUUGAUUGAUUAUUUGGCAAAACAUUAAAAUUUAUUUUGUAAAUGAUCAAAAAAUUUAAUCCAAUUGAAACUGUAUUUAUUGAAUCAAAUAUUACUUGUCAAAAAUUGACACACAGGUGUGUUACAUUUGUUGGUACAUGAAUCACAAAGUAACAUUUACUAAUUUAAUUUUGCUGUCAGAGAGCAAAAGAAAGAUUUUAAUAGUUGUCUUCUACUAUUUUACUCUGGCUGGUUUUUGUAAUUUCAACAAUAGAGGCUCUGGAAGGGUUGCAACUGAAAAUUUCUGAACAUAAUUUCAACAUAUCCUUACUUGUCACAGAUUUUGUCAAAUGUGAAAAGCACCUUUUUUAAUGGAGAUGGUCAAUCUUUUACUCUGUUGUGGGUUACCUCAUGCAGGGCAAGGCCAAGGUCCAGCACGACAAGCAGCAAUGAAUGCUGGUAUCCCAUCAUCUGUUCCAGCAUAUGGUGUGAACAUGUUGUGUGGAUCUGGUUUAAAGGCUGUUGCUUUGGGAUACCAAGCUGUUAUAACUGACAAGUCAGCUGUUGUUGUUGCUGGGGGUCAGGAAAGUAUGAGCCAGGUGGGGUUUUGACCUCAAUAAACCCCUAAAAAAUGCUUAACCCUUUACAUCCUAACAUCAGUAUGCAUAUUCUCCAUACUGUCCUUCAAACAUUUCCAAAGAGGCUGACAAGGAGAAUUUGUUUAACAGUCAAGAGCUGCUUUAGUUGGUGUUCAUCUCUUCUAUACUCGUGACUUCAUGUUUGAUUCAGGGGUGAUAUAGUAAGGAGAAAUUAGAUGCUAGUCACUCCUAGGGGCUAAAGGGUUAAAGGUUUCACACACACAUUAUGAGUGAGAAAAAGAAUUCAAUAUAUUAUAUAGCAUGCAAUUUGAUUUGUCUAGUUGUGAUUCUCUAACCUCAAAUGCUGGGAUUUUUUUCCAUAUACAAACAACAUGCUUGUCUGCUUUCACUUGACCUUCUAAAGGAUUCAUAUAUUUAAUUCCCAUCAAACCUUUCUUUGACAGAAAAAAAUCAAAUAUGGUUUCAUAUGUUGACAUCAUUAUUUGCUUCAAUAAGUCACCCUUCAGUUGAUUCUUGUAGGUUGAUAUUAUUGAUUUGUUUCAAAAUUUUAUCUCUUCAGUAUAAAGUUGGACUGAUUCAAAUGAAACUAUAUGGGCCUUGGAUUAACCCUUAAACUUCCAUGAGUGACCAAGAUAAAAUUUCUUCCUAUAUUAUUGAUACAAUUUUAAGCAAUAAAAAGAGAAUACCGAACAAAAUAUAUAAAUUAGGGGAUUAAUUGUUAUUUGAUCCAAUACAAAAUUAUAAGAUCUGACUUUGAAAGAAUUGUGUAGCAGACAGUAAGGAGAAUUGCUAGUGAGAUCUUAGGAGUGAAAGGGUUAAAAAGUCCUGUAAAAGAAUGUUGUCGGUGGCAGUGAUUAAAAUUUCUAUAACCUUACCAGAAGUUGUCAUGAAGGUCCAGUGGAAAGUUGUUUGUCAGUCCAAUUUUAUGAGUCUUAUUAGUAAACUGAGCUUAUUGGUCAGUUUUGCAGUGUGUUGUUUGUCUUGGGGGGAGGUGGGUAUCUGUCAGUUGUCAUUGAUUACUUAUAAAGUGUGAGUAAAGUAAGGGGAAUAUGUUUUGUGUCAGGUGAUGAUUAUUAUAAGUAAUUCAGGUAUUUUGAUUUUUACAGGCCCCUCAUUGUUGUAACAUAAGGUCACCAAUGAAGAUGGGUGACACUAAACUUGUGGAUACAAUGAUGCUUGAUGGACUUAUUGAUGCCUUUCAUGGCUACCACAUGGGAAUAACAGGUACAAGGGGUUUUGAUGCUGCACAAAGUUACAUUAUCUCAUGAUUCAGUUGAUUUCAAAUCACAUCUUAUGGUAUAUUUGUCUUGAGGGUAUAAUAUUUACCAUAGCUUCAGCAGCAUGAAGUAAGGAGUGUCAACUUCACUCUAGUACAUCAGCAAUUAAUCGUUAAUUUUUUUGACAAUUUGCUGUUACCCAUUUAUACUUCAAGGCAUUGUUAGGUGCUGUGAAGAUUAAGUAUCUGGCCACAGGUCUCAAGCACAACAUUAAAACCUUAGCCAGGACUCAAAUCCAGACUUCUCAAACCAAAGUCCAUUUUCCUUUAACUCUUUAACUCUCAAAAUUUGAUUGUUAGUUCUCCAAUCUUGAUGUUAGAUCAAGAUAACAACUUCUAUCUGAUAAGUUUGAGUAUUCUCUUUACCUGUUUCCUGGGUAGUAUGUAGAUAUAAGUGAAUAGUAUUCACCAUGUCUCACUCAUGAGUUUUAAAGAGGGUGUGACUAUUAUAAUCUGGAAUGAUUCUCUUGAACAAUUCUCUUGAACAAUUCUCUUACCAAGUAGCAAUAAGCCUUGAAGAGGCAAGCUUUUGGCUGGGCCUUGAAGAAGCAAUCUGUGUUUGUGUGUUUUGCUGCAUGUCACCUUGCUGUGCUAAAGCCUGUGGUUUUGCUUUAUUAACAAGGGCCAUCAACUCUUUUCUUUAUAUUACAGUCCAGCCAGUGAAAGAAUGACACUUGCUACUAAAAGAAUUUGAGUGAGUGAGAAAGAUGAUGAUGGUUCUGGUUGUGGUUGUAAUCUUGCCACUCCACGGCCCACCCUUGGGGCUUGGAUCCUUUGAACCUCCUUUCUUCUCCUUUUCCUCUCGAACUCUUCCAUUGUGUUCAGCAAGUUUUUUGCCAGCUGCAACAUGCUCUGGGUCCUUAUUUGGUUUCAUCUUAUUUUUAUCAGUUGAAGUCACCUGUAUGAAGCCUGACUGAAGGCUUGCCCCUGCAGGCCCUGGCAGAAGGCUGGCUGGUGCUUCUUCAGUCUUAAGUUCUUUAUCAUUCAUUUUACUUGUUGAUAUAUAAUUUGUAAGUUCUUAUUAAGAAGUUAAUCAGUUUCUUCAUAAAUACUAUCUAUUUCCUUAUCAUUGACCAAGGGUACUUCAACAUUUUUGGCUGUGAGAAGAGCAGCACUUGUGAUUGCCAUGUACUUUCUGUACUUCAGACUCAAUCCACCAGGAAUCAUUCCAAAUUCUCUCUUUACCAUGAAGUUAUUGCUCAAGUCCUUCAGAAGUUUUCUUUCAUCAACAAGGACAAAAUGAGCCAAUACUUUACAUAAGAGCUGAAGGAAUGUAUAAACUAUUGCAUCGCAAGUCUUUGAAGACAAUGAAGUUUCAUAUCUCUUGAAGUGCUUCUCAACAUCUUGUUCAGUAAGCUUCUUAACUUAAUCCUGGGUGAGAGCUUCACCAAUCAUUUCCUUUGCUUUACCACUUGCAACAAGAACAAUGAGCUGCUCUCAAUGAUAGCCGCUACACAACCUGGCCAAAGGCUCUGAAUCACUUGCUGAUUCAGCUUUGAGAAUACUCAUAACAUCUGUGAUUGCUGCAGCUUUGUAUGUUAAAUUUCAAAAUUUAUACUGAAGGGAUGAUGAAGUGAGAAUAUGAGACAUGAAUACUUCUCACUCUUGAGCUUUGUUAUCAAUUCUUUCUUUUCAUCAUUAAAUAAACUGGUUAUUUUGCUUUUUGUGUUUGUCAUCAAUUUAGAGGUCAACAUAGUACAAUGUUAGUGAAAAUAGAAUAUAUCAAAAUAAGUAACAAAGUGCAUUCUUACUUUUGUUGUAGCUGAAAAUGUUGCAAAACAGUGGCAAGUUACAAGAAAAGAACAAGAUCAGUUUGCAGUUGUUUCUCAAAACCGAGCUGAGAGUGCUCAAAAUGAAGGGCAUUUUAAAGAAGAGAUUAUUAAUGUUACUGUGAAAACAAGAAAAGGUAAAUGGAGUUAUGUUAAAUUUGUUAGUAUUGUGUUAUUUAGCCUUCCCUUUUAAAGGUGAAGUCUUCCCCCAAGCUAUGUAUGUGGCCCCUCCAGUGCAAGGUAUCCGACCAACUCGCCCACAGACCAAUUUGCCCAUGCCAACUCGCAUGAAAUCACUCAAAUAAGCCAAGCUCAUUACAGAAUUAGUCUUGUUUUAAGUUGAAGUCUGAUGUUUUAUGUAUUGAUGAUGAAAUAAUUGAAGUUUCAACAACAUUUCAUUGACUUUAUACCAUUAAGAUACAAACCAAAGUGUUCAACAACCAGCAUAUGGUAACAUACGAAUACUUCGAUGUUAUGGACAGAAUUGUGGAUUUUUCCAGUAGGAAAGCUUUUAUUUUAUUUAGAUCUUACAUUUCCUUGUUGUUGUACAGGUUGUGUUAUAUUUUAAGCCAAAGAAUCAAAGCAAUUGUUCUGGGAUUUGGAUCUCAUCAUCUAAGUGUUUGAACACUCCAUUUUGUUAAUAUCUGUGAAUAAAUGAAAAUCAUAGAUAUGAAUUACGGAUUAAUGAUUGGAUUUGAGAAGGACCUUUGCAAUGAGGAAUGCUAAUAAAAGGGCUAUGGAAAAGUAAUUUUAAGAGUGGGUGAGUUGGCAUGGACAAGUUAGUCUGUGGGUGACUUGGUUAUAAUUCCAGUUACCUCCAAUAUUUUGUCAAGCUUCCCUGGACACCAAGUCUCAUAAAACUGUCAAUUUCCCAAGCACUGUCAGAGUAAAGUAUGAAAGUAUUUAUGUUUUGCUAUAAUGCAGAAGUUAUAUACUUUAUUUUAGGCCAAGUAUGGUUAGUGCUUAGGUGAAUUAACCGCCAUGACAACAAAAUAAUAGUCUCUUUAUAUUUCAUUUACUAUUAGUGUAAAUGUACUUUCAAAUACACCAGCCCUGUAAGUUUGCAUUCAUUUGUUCUUAUCACCAACAAUGGUAGUCAUAAUAGCAGAAUCCAUGAAAACCAGAGGUUUAUUCUAAUUUAAACUUUUUUUUUCAUUUCUUUUGUUAGGGACAAUCAAUGUUACAGAGGAUGAGUUUCCACGUCAUGGCACUUCUAUGGAAGGUCUUUCUCGUCUCAAACCAUGUUUUCUUCAAGAUGGGACUGGUUCAGUUACAGCUGGAAAUUCCUCUGGCAUCAAUGAUGGUUCUGCUGCAGUUGUGCUAAUGUCAUAUGCCGAGGCUGCCAGGAGAGGUGUGGUCCCUUUGGCUCGUAUAGUUUCAUGGGGUCAGGCUGGUGUUGAACCUGCAGUGAUGGGCACAGGACCAAUUCCAGCAACAAGAAAAGCUGUAAGGAAACUAUGUUUUUGUGACAGUCUGGCUCAGUAAGUGACUCACUGGCUGACUAGACAACCAUCUAUUAAGCACAUGGAUAAUUGAUUGUUUAGCCAAUUGACUAAUUGACUGACGGCUUGAUUGGUUUAUUGAUUGCUCACUUGCUUGAUUGAUGGAUUGAUCAGUCUUUCAGUGGGUUGCAUUGUUUUUAUGAUGUGAAAGAAAGGAAAGGAUGUUUUGUUAACAUGAAAUCAGAGGAUGAUUAAAAAUGUUCAUUUAUGCUUUGGACCUUUAGUUGUACUGAAGGGGGGCAAAAGGUGAAGGAAUGAGGAGCACUAUGGUUGGGAAAUCAUCUGGAAAGCAAAAAAGAAGUGUUGUGUAUGGUAUUAAAGAUGAGGAGAGAUGUAAGUUUUGGAGAAAAGAUAAAGCAAACAAAACAAAGCAAAGCAAAAAAACAUUACCUAGAGUGAGAACAGAGGUAAAAAACUUAAGGUAAAGAACUUUUCUUUCCCAUCCUCCCUACCAGUAAGAGGAUUACAGCUGCAUUACUUUUUAAAAACAAUUUAAAUGAAGAUGAAUGUUUAUAAAAAAGAAACAUUUCCUUUGUUUUGUCUUCCAUAGGUUCAAAAGGCAGGAUGGAAACUUGAAGAUGUUGACUUGUUUGAGCUGAAUGAAGCAUUUGCAGCACAGUCUUGUGCUGUUGUGAAAGAUUUAGGGCUUGAUUCAAAAAAGGUACCAAAUGACCUUUCAAAUUCUUUGACAUUGAUAUUAAUUAUGAAAACAUUGUACAGGUUCAUGUUGUGUAGUUGCGUCUGAUUAACUUUUUCCUUGUGCCAUUAAUUUCAGGGCAUAAUUGAUUGUUGAUUUCCUUGGUCAUUCAUCAUUUCAUUCAUUUAUCCUCCCAUACCGUAAUCUACUAGAAAUCGGGGUUUUCCCAACGGAAAAAAGUGCUACCCCUCUCUUUUUUCCAGCUUGAUUGCUGUUUCUAUAGAGUACUCAAAACCCAGAGCUCUACAGGUGAUGAGAAACAUUACUUGGGAAAUACUUGGGUAGCAUGAUAGUAAGACAUUCCAAGGUGAUCAACUUCAAUUUUUUGAGGGAGCUACUGUAAGCAGUCUAAGUGUCAGGCUUAUACUGGGUAUGAAAAGGAUUAUUUUUUUCAAGUUACUACAAUGUCAUCUUACUAACAUUUGGGGGGCAAACUUGGUUGUUUGAUAUUUAUGAGUUGAUUAUUCGGAUCAAUGUCAGCAUCUGAACAACUGUGUACCUACCCCUCCCCUAACCCAACAUAAAUCCUAACUCGAUAUCAGUUGACUCUUAUUGGGUUAGGGGAGGGGUAGGUGUGCAAUUUCUCAGAUGCUGAUCUUGAUCUGGUUCUUCCUCUUGACAAAUAGGGAGGUCACAACAUUUGCAAACCCCCCCCCCCCUUAUCCAAACUGCGACUGUUUGACCAGUGGUUAAAGUUCUGACUUAUUCUUGACAGGUAAAUAUCAGCGGCGGUGCUAUAGCUCUUGGCCAUCCAAUAGGUGCAUCAGGAUGUAGAAUUCUUGUGACAUUGUUACAUGGCUUAAAAAGAACAGGAGCAAGAAGAGGCGUGGCUGCCUUGUGUAUUGGUGGCGGGAUGGGAAUUGCUAUGUGCGUGGAAAGGUUAUGACAGUCUCAAUGAAAGGAAUGAAUGAUUGUUUGGAAAGAAUAAUUUUGUACAAAGUUGCAUAUUUUUGGUCCUAUUUCUCCGAGAUUUUUCCCAAAAUGGAUCACAAUUGAAUAUCUGAACUUAGCUCUGGGAGAUCAAAGACUGAGAUGAAUCGCUCUGGGAAAUUACAACACAUGGAAAACAAAUUACAGUAAGAAGACGCUCAACGUGCUUUUCACGUUAUUUAAAGUAGGAGUUGAAAUUUCCUAGGUGAUAGUAGGCUUUUAACCCAUGAACUCCCUGAUCAAAUUUUUAAUUCUCCUUACUGUCAACCAUACAAUUCUUACAAUGUUAGUUCAGAGAAUUUAGUAUUGGAUUAACUAAUUAUCCCCAAAUUAAUAUUUUUCUUUUUUCUCAUCACUUAUCUGGUUGAUAUUGUAUAGUCAUAGUAGGGAGAAAUUCCGUCUUGGUCACUCACGGGAGUUAGAGGGUUAAAAAGAAAGCAUAGGCAAGACCAUGGAAUCAUGAAGUUUGAUGUGUUAACUCGACAAGGUAUUAACACUGUCUUUAAAAUGCUAUUUAUUGAUGUAACUGCGAUAAGAUUUUUAUUGAGAUGUAUUUGAGAGCAAUUUUCAAUCGAAUGUCGAAACCAAUCAGGGAUUGAAUUAAGGGGGUAAGUUUCUAAAGAAGCUGUGGUGCUGUGUCGGUAAGAGAGUAUAACAGGGUAAUUCAGUAUUAUCAACUGAGUUGAUAACGGAAAUUGGCAACUAUAAAGAAUUUUAAAGCUGACGUUUCGAGCGUUGGCGAAUUACGAAGGGCUAACGCUAGAAACGUCAGCUUUAAAACUCUUUACGGUGGCCAAUUUACGUUAUCAACUUAUAACUAAUCAGAUGUUAAAAUUAAGUCAAUUGCGACUUUGUUACUUGCGUUUUCCCGCCCUUCCAGCAGAUAGCUUGUUUAUUCUUCGAGUUCUCACAGGAUUCUUGUGAUAUUUUCGUUUGUCUUUAUCGAUCGUUUUGUUGACAUUGGUUUGUGAUUUGCCACACUGGCCGGAAAAGCGCUCGAUGUUUGAGAUAACAGAAGAAUCCCAGAGGAGUUUCUUCGCUUAGUCAUUCGAGCUUUAUGGUGAAUUGGCUUUAAAAAGAUUGAAAUAGUGAAACAAUUUAUGAAAAAUGGUUUGCUAGAGUAGAAAAGUGUCAAGAGAUUAUAAUAUUCCCGAAAGGUACAAGGAUUGCCAAGGAUGGGAAGAAUGACAGUGGAAUGCAAGCGAUCAACUUGAAUUUAUCAAGUUGAUCAGGUUUCAAGAUGCAGCAAGAGUGACACUGUAGCUUAGAUUAGGGAGUAGUCCCUCUUUUUCAUCGAAGUGUGCCGCACGAGUCAUAAAAAUAAGCGAAACAAUAAAAAUUUGAUGUUAGCUAAUUUUUUUUUCAAUCGCGCGACGCAUUUCGCGGAAAGACAGGGACUGAUCUUAGUCUACCGUAGCUCCGCCGUUUAGUAGUGUGAAGUUUUCGAUCUCGUCUUGUAAAUCUACGUCAAAUAAAAUUAGAAGCGACUUAUUGAAGGAAAAAAAGGCGGUAAGGACAGUCAUUUUAGUUUUACUUAAGGUAUUUUAAUAGCUUAAAAUUCAUCGCUAUGACUUCUAGACUAGCACCCCAUUCACACCAAAACAUGUCUUACAGCUUUUUGUUUAACAUGGCUGAAUAUUGUUUUCUUUAUAGAGGCUGCGUAAACCGAUGUUUGUCGAGCUAAAAUUUAGCACAUUUAAAAUAAAAAGUUAGUGACUACUUGAAACCAAUGGAAAAUUCAGUUUUUCAAUUCCCUGUUUUUGAUUUUCAUUCAGCUAAACCUGGUUUAACUAAACGUGUUUUGCUGGUGUGAACGGAAUAUAGGUUUUGUAAAAACUAAUCCAGUUUGGAAUAAUACAAGUAGGUAGUUGUUUCACAACACUUUCAAUACUUCAAAACCAUGAGCAGUCCAUUUCAAUAGCGUUUAUUUAUUAUCACAAUUCAUCCAUAAAAUAUCUAGUAUAUCAACUUAAACAUAUACAAAGGUGCAAGCACAGCUUGUAUGAUAUAUGCAUAUCGAUGGUGUUAUUUACACAGGAACCAUUUUGUGGUUCUUACUUAUCACCAAAGUUACUUCUCUGAAGUAUAGAUCAGGAUAGAGUGCUACUUUUAUGCCAG
Messenger RNA from Pocillopora meandrina, 9461 nucleotides. NCBI's taxonomy places the organism in Eukaryota, Metazoa, Cnidaria, Anthozoa, Scleractinia, Pocilloporidae. The record is from the annotation of a GenBank genome assembly.